GUGGCGGACUUUGGGUGCGCCAAGCUGAUACGGCGCACGGAGGUGGGGAGGAUGCGGUGACGGGCAGGCAGGUGGAGCGGCUGUGCGACAGUGUGGACUACGCCAUGGGCACUCCGGGGCACAUGGCGCCUGAGAUGCUCAUGACGGGGGAGAUCAGCGCCGCCACUGAUGUGUACAGUUUCGGAGUGGUGCUGCUGCAGCUGGUGACGGGCCGGCUCCCAAUCGACGCCAACCGGCAGCAGCUGACGCUGUGGGCGCCGCCGCUGCUUGAGGAGGAGCGCUGGGAGGAGCUGGUGGACCCGCGCCUGCAGCGCGCCCUGCUCGCCCGCGCCACUGGGGGGGGCGCAGGGGGCGCAGGUGGGGGGCGAGGGGGGGAGGACGGGGCAGGGGCGGGGGCAGUGGGGGGAGCAGUGGAGGAGUUGAGGCGGCUAGUGGCAGGGAGGUCGGUGGGGGCGGUGUCUGCAGCUGGCGGGCACAGUCGCCUGAGAGGCCAGCAGGGUCUGCCAAGGCCAGAUUCCAAAGGAACCGGUCAGCGCGGCACACGAGCUUUGGAUGACUCUGCUCGGCCAGUGUACAUGGAUCAGCAGCUUGGGAUGAUGCUGGGGCCACAGUGCAUGCAGGGAUGCAUGCAGGGAGGCACACAGCCGUGUUUAUUAGCACAGCACGGUGGGGAUUCAGAGCAUGAUCAGGCAGAGCCGGGGGCUCGAGCCAGCCAUACACCACCACAGCAUGCCAUGUGUGCCGUGCCACGCACCCAUGUGCUCGCACUGUGUGCCCAUGCGCUGGCAGUGGUAGGGUGCAGCGUGUGCGCUGCUGAAUAA
Molecule: messenger RNA, 821 nt
Organism: Closterium sp. Yama58-4
Lineage: Eukaryota; Viridiplantae; Streptophyta; Zygnematophyceae; Desmidiales; Closteriaceae
Source: the annotation of a GenBank genome assembly